UUUGGCUCUGGAAACAGCUGGUUCAAAGCAAUCGCCAUGUGAUGAUCGUCUGGGUCGGGUUUUUUUUUUUUCAUUUGGGGGGGGGAGGGUGCAGGUUUCUGACCGCAGAGAAAUACUAAUAAGAAUUUCCGAAACAACAGCAGCAGCAACAACAAGAGCAACCUCCCCCUUCCCCAAACCUCCUCAGCCGUAACAGCCCCCCCAGCCCCGGGCCCGCUGCACCCCGCCCCGCUGCCUCCCCCCGCUCCCGCCCAGGCUGCAGCGACAGGGGCGACCCCCGAAAGUUGCGCGGAGGCGAGAGCAAUGAGGCAAGAGAGAAGUUUUUAAAAACAGAAAAAUGUGAUUGCAUAAACAUCGUUGUUGGCAGGAGGACUCAGUGGGUUCAGAUACAACUGUAAGUGCUGCCUGUAUGAAAGAGCUGAGCCACACCAUCCAGUAAAUUGUCUAGAGCAGCAGUUGGCUUGCUUGGAAAUCACUUCCAGGACUGCGUUGUUGCUCCAGCUGAGUUGCCAGAACACUGCCCCACAGAACUUUGGAGGGUCACUUCUUAAUGGAUUGCUGCAGCCUCUUAAUUUCUCCAUUGAUCCUGUUCCCUGCAUCGUGAGAACAUUUUAGCCAGCACAGAACCUAGAAAAGUUACAUGGUGUGAACGGCAUGUCUGUGGAUGAGAAGACUGACUCCCCCAUGUAUGUGUAUGAGUCAACGGUGCACUGUACCAAUAUUCUCCUCUGCUUAAAUGACCAGCGGAAGCAGGACAUUCUCUGUGACGUGACGCUGAUCGUGGAGGGGAAGGAGUUCCGCGCCCACCGCGCUGUGCUGGCUGCCUGCAGCGAGUACUUCUUGCAGGCCUUGGUUGGGCAGACGGAAAAUGACCUGGUGGUCAGCCUGCCGGAAGAGGUCACUGUCAGGGGAUUUGGUCCAUUGUUACAGUUCGCCUACACUGCCAAGCUGUUACUCAGCAGAGAAAACAUCCAGGAGGUCAUCCACUGCGCCGAGUUCCUGCGCAUGCACAACCUGGAGGACUCCUGCUUCAGCUUCCUUCAGACACAGCUGCUGAACAACGAAGAUGGCCUGUUCCUGUGCAAAAAAGACACCGCCUGCCAGCGCAUGCACGACGAGGAGAACUCCGAUGGAGACGAGGAGGAGACGAUGGAAUCGGAGACGUCAAAAAUAUCUUGCCCCAGGGAGAGGAUGCACCAAGAACCCUUCAAUUUUGAAACCACUGUUGCUGGAGCGGACAAAGGCGAAGGGAUGCUGCCUGACUCUGACAUGCUGAGAGAUAGCAAGGACAAUUUGGAUAAAGAUGCAGUAACACGGUACCCCAGAUACAAGAAAUACCAGCUUGCUUGUACCAAGAAUGUCUACAACACAUCACACAUCAGUACCUCAGGUUUUGCAAGCACAUUCAGUGAAGAGAGCUCUGGAAAUGGCCUCAAAUCAGGACUUGCUAUGGGGCAGAUAAAAAGUGAGCCUCAGAAUGAAGAGAACGAUGAAGAAAGCAUCACACUUUGCCUGUCUGGAGACGAACCUGACAUCAGGGAUAAAGAAGGGGAUGUUGAAAUGGACAGGAAACAGCCAAGCCUCACUUGUGUCGACAGGCCAAAAAGUGGGUCUUCUCCUUCUUGCUUGCGGUCUUUCUUCAACAGAACAAAAAGCAUAGAUUUGGUUGGCUUCCCCAGCACUUCCCAACAGCACUUUGGCAGGAGUCCAGCAUGCCCUUUUGAAAAAGGGACAACUCAGGGUGACCACAAAACUGAUUAUGUCCCUUUCACAGGGAACUAUGGACAGUCCCAUGCCAUGCAGAAGGAUGCUUCCAACUUCACAGUGGGAUCACCACUCAGGGGGCCCGGCUUUGAAACUCUCUGUAAGCAAGAAGGGGAACUGGACAGGAGGAGCGUUAUAUUCUCUUCAAAUGCUUGUGACCAAGUAAACACUUCGGUGCAUUCAUAUUCUGGUGUGAGCAGCUUGGACAAAGACCUCACUGAGCCUGUGCCAAAGGGUCUGUGGGCCGGCGGCAGCCAGUCCCUGCCCAGCUCCCAGACCUAUUCGCACAGCGCCCUCACGGCCGAUCACCUGCCGGGACGGAUGCGGCCCAACACCAGCUGUCCGGUGCCAAUUAAAGUUUGCCCUCGCUCUCCUCCUCUGGAAACCAGAACCAGGACCUCCAGCUCGUGCUCCUCCUACUCGUACGCGGAGGACGGCAGCGGCGGCUCUCCCUGCAGCCUGCGCCUCUGCGAGCUCUCCUCUUCCCCGUGCUCCCAAGGCCCGCGGUUCCUGGCGCCCGAGCACCAGGAGCCCGGCGUGGUGGGCGAUGGAUUGUACAACCCGGUCCGAGCCCAGAUUAAAUGUGAGCCAUCCUAUGGAACAAACUCCAGCGAUGAGUCUGGGUCAUUCUCAGAAGCAGACAGUGAAUCAUGUCCUGUGCAAGACAGAGGGCAUGAGGUGAAACUUCCUUUUCCUGUUGAUCAAAUCACAGAUCUUCCAAGGAAUGAUUUCCAGAUGAUGAUAAAGAUGCACAAGCUAACCUCAGAGCAGCUCGAGUUCAUCCACGAUGUCCGCCGGCGCAGCAAGAACCGCAUCGCAGCCCAGCGCUGCCGCAAGAGGAAACUGGACUGCAUUCAGAACCUGGAAUGUGAAAUCCGCAAGUUGGUGUGUGAGAAAGAGAAAUUGCUCUCAGAAAGGAACCAGCUGAAAGCGAGCAUGGGAGAAUUGCUAGACAACUUCUCGUGUCUUUCCCAAGAAGUGUGUAGAGACAUGCAGAGCCCGGAACAGAUCCAAGCCCUCCACCGAUACUGCCCCGUUCUCAGACCCAUGGAUCUACAGCCGGUCACCACCAUCAGCCCCGCCCCAGCCGGCGUGGAGCAGAGCCUGGUGGGCUCCCAGUGCGUCGGGGAGAGCAUGCAGUGCUGCUCGGAGCAAGGCUCGGUGCAGCUGGGAGCGCCCUGGCUGCCCAACAACAUCUCGGAGAAUUGUUCGGCUGGCGCGGGGCUGGAUGGAGCCGACGCAGGUACUUACCCCGAGAGAGAGCUUCCACCCGAGCAGAGCAGCCAGACGGUCACGGUAGACUUCUGUCAGGAAAUGACUGAUAAAUGUACAACAGAUGAACAACCCAGGAAAGAUUACACCUAGUGACUCGUAACCUUAACGUUACACCUGGUCAGGUGUUCUUCAGUCAGCCAGUGGCAGUGUUCAUUUGUUGUCUAGAAGAACGUAUUUGGUGCACACUACAGUGGUCUUAGCAGCAAUACUGUUUUUAAGUAUUCCCUCCUCUCUACAAGCAGGAGUUCUCUUCACAAUGGUGCUAUCCCUUGCUCAGGCAGGGAACGAAGCAGUGGCAACACUGUCUGUUUUUGUAUGUUAUUUCAAUCUUAACAGGGAUGGACAUAACACCUCUGAGGACCCAACCGCAGCUUUUUUCUCAGUGGCCCAUGUCACAAAACCCUAACUCAGGAAUUUCCUCUGAAUGUUCAAUUUUUCAUUGAAGACAGCUUCUUUACACAUCAAAGUUUUAUAGCUAAACUGUACAUAUUAUAUAUAAUAUAUAUAAAAUAUAUAUAUCCAUAUGCAAGAGUCCCUGCAUGCCUCAAUUUUCUCAUCCUACAAACUGGAAGCUUUCAUUUCUAUUGUACAAACAAGUUCCAACAUUCCUUUUUGUCUUUGAUGCUAGAACUAGUUUGGUAACUUGUUACACGAUAAUUUUUUCCUCAGUUCGCAGUUCAGCAAUAGCAUUCAAUUUGUACUUAUUUAUAAAACUUUAAUGUCGGAAACUUAUUUGAGAUUUUAUUAUAGACAAUUUUUUUUGGCACAGCCAUUUCGUGCCACUUGAGCAAUGUGGAGUUAUUUUAUUUUCUUGCAGAUACUGUACAGCAAUGGUCAACUUUGCCACUUGCACUGAGUUUCUGGUCAAACCUCUUUUCAUAAAUGAAGUCAUGACUUCAGAAUAACUUGAGUAUAUGGUUUUCUUUGCUUUAUGGCUUAAAGGAAAUAGAAAAUUUUUAUCUAAUAGACAAACACUCAGGAGCUCAUUAUGUAGUAAAAACAGUCUUGCCAAAUACUGAAUUCACUAUACAAUUUGUAAAGAGAAUCUGCUUGAAUUAUUUUUAUAUUUAGACUUCUUUCUGUUUCACAAACCAAGUUUAAGUGCUGUUAAUGAUGCUUUUGGAGUCUUAUAGGGGAAAGUAUAUUUCACUCUUUAGAGAAAAGUGUAUUUGACAACUGGAUCAAUUCAUCAAAUGUUCCACGAGGUAAAGCAAACAGAGAUCACGUCAAUAUACCUGGGGGCUUUUUCUCCAGCCCCACUCUGCAUCCUUUACUCAUGGAAGCAACUGCUGCUCCGGCUAGUCCCCAGAGCCUGACCUCAGCUGUCCUCAGACAUUACCUGUUCUCCCCACCAGACCCAAGUGGCAGAGCUGGGUCUGGUGAAGUUACUGACCCUGCCUAGGUAGGCAGAGUUGCAGGAUCAUACCCCUAGUUGUUGACUUUGGCUUCCUUACGGAAGUCCAGCUAGCACUGUAUCCUCUAAGAGCAAAACAUACGUUUGCCAACACCCAAUUUGGUCACUUACCCAUCAAAUUGUUGUGUUCCAGGAUCCUCUCAUCCUGCAGCAUUGCCCUCAGCACAAACUGCAGCUAAAAGAGCGCUGUCUCAAAGGAGACUACUCAGUGAAUUGGCUUAGUUGUAACUGUAUUGGACUUGUAUCUUAAUGUUGACUCAUGUUAUGACUGUGUGAGACAGCAGCUUUCCAAGCAUAACAUCUGUAUGUACAGUGUAGACAGAAGAACAACCUCCUAAUGCUUUUUUUUUAAUAAUUAUUACUAUUCUAAGUGUACUGAGUUUUUAUUUUGUGGUUCUUUGCCCUACGUGUGCCAGGUUGUGUGGCUUUAUCGACGACAACUGUCAUGUGCUUUAUUGGCUGAUAUUGUUUGUUCUCGCUGAAAAAAAAAUGACCAGCUGUUCACACCUGUUAAAAAAAAAAAAAAAAAAGUGUGGGGAAGCAGCUUCUCAGAAGCACUAAGUGAUAAUGUGUUCUUCUGUGCUAACGUUUACACUAGAGGUGUGCGCUGGUGGUUUUUUGAGGCACUCAAGUAGAUCAGCAUCUUGAACCCUGGAGGAGGAAUCAGCUCCCUCUCUCCACUUUCUUCCAUCUUCAGACUGUGCUCAUGGACUGUCGCCCACUCGCCACAAAGUCUUGCUUUUAUCCUCCUCAUGCAAACUAUUGUAAUUGUAGCCAAGCUACUGAGGAGGAACUGCAUAUAGCAUGUGCCAUGUUUGUUGAAAAUACUUUUUUUCCCCCCGCAUGUACAAAGGAAAACUAGUAUAUAAUGUAGGAGAAUAUUUAUGUUUAGGUAUUAAUCAUUACUGUACAAAAUCCUUACCUUUAAAUGUUCAAAAAUAUACAAAUGCCAUAAACUCCUAGUUCAGACGGUUGAAAAAGGGGGAGUUCUCCUUUCUUUUUAAAAGAGCUUAACCUAAAAAUAUCUGAACCCCCUCCCAACCAUCCUUUGCAGGUAACUUCACUGAGAAGCUCUUUGGUGGGGGGGGGUGGGAUUUGAUUUUCCUUUUAAUUUGUUGACGUUGCAAAGCAGUUCUGUGCUUCGCAGAGAAGUUUUGUUUCUAUGAGACCAUGGUGAAAGCUAGAAUUUAAAACUAAAUGUGAAUCACAUUAUAGAGU
This is a messenger RNA of Melospiza georgiana, 5671 nucleotides long. It is a transcript of the gene BACH2, whose product is annotated as BTB domain and CNC homolog 2. The coding region runs from base 655 to 3129 and encodes 824 amino acids. Gene Ontology annotation, molecular function: protein binding; RNA polymerase II cis-regulatory region sequence-specific DNA binding; DNA-binding transcription factor activity, RNA polymerase II-specific. The transcript is spliced from 8 exons. The record is from RefSeq and is a predicted model, not a curated record. Gene Ontology annotation, biological process: regulation of transcription by RNA polymerase II. NCBI's taxonomy places the organism in Eukaryota, Metazoa, Chordata, Aves, Passeriformes, Passerellidae.